Paramecium octaurelia is the source of this 1475-nucleotide messenger RNA. The record is from the annotation of a GenBank genome assembly. Lineage: Eukaryota; Ciliophora; Oligohymenophorea; Peniculida; Parameciidae.
AUGUUUCUAAAUUUUUUAUUGACUUUAGGAGUUGCUGAUUCAAUUUUUAGCAAAGGAUAUAAAUAAAUGAAUGGGCAGAUCAACAUUGAAACAGACAUCUUUGACAGGAUCAAUUUGACAGUAGAUCAGAGAUUGAUAAUUACUCUUAAUAAUUAUUAUUCUCAUAAGUUGCCUCUUUUUUUGAUUUGUAGAAGGUCGCCCUCAUUUCCACGGAUCCCUGAUUAUUUUGCAAUUCAAAAGUAAGUGAUCGAUUUCUAAUCAAAUUAGCAAUUAAUGUGUUGCAGAUCUAAAUUCUUAUGAUUUUGGAAAACCCACUCAAACAAUAGUAAUCGAAUUUAAGGAAAGAGAUAAUAGUUACAUGAAUAUAAUCUAAUUGAAAAAAAACACAAGAGCCAAUAUCAUUGUUGUUUUAGAGUAAAGAAGUGAUUUUGUGAUUAACUUUGACAUUCAAGACAAAUAUGAAUGCUAUGUGUAAUUUAUCAGCUAAGAAUUGUAGACCAUGCCAAAAUCUAGGGAUGUGCCUCAAUGGAUCAUGCUAAUGUUUAACAGGAUACAUAGGGAAUGACUGCAGUAUAGAAACUAUGGAUUUAGCUAGUUAAGAUUAAUUGGAUCCUGUUUCGAUUUAUUAUUUAAACAUCACAGAAUUAAAUGUAUUAGUAUUUUUUAUAUUAUUAGUCCUUCCGAUUUGAUUUUAAUGAAAGAUGUGGCUUUAUAUUUUAAUGUCUAGGAAAAAAUCCAUUUUAUUUAAGAGGGGAAUUGGAAUACCAAUCUUUUAUCGAAAUCUCGAAAGAAGACUCUUAAGCAUGUGUUGAUCAAAUUAAUUCAAAUAACGAGUAGUUUUCAUUGAACUUGUUACCACUCUAUGUCUUCAAUUCUAAUUCUCAAGUAGGAAUUCUAUCUGACUAAUCGGAUGGUUCAAAUAGAAAUACUAUUAUUUACAUAGUUACUUCGAUCGGAUUGUCAUUACUUUUGAUUAUUAUUUUCGCUUGUUUUAAAUGCAAGAAAAGGGCCUCUUAGGUGAAUAACCUGUUUGGAAAUUCAUCGUCAAUGUCUCAAAAGAUAACACUCAUAAGAUAAAUGAAUAAAUUUAUGCCAAUACAGACAUUCUAAGAAUUAAUCAGGAAAUUUCCUGGUCUAAGUGAUGAUCAAUGUUGCCCAAUAUGCUUAGAAAACUAUCAAUAAGAUCAUAAAAUUCGUGUUUCAUAUUGCACCCAUUUUUUUCACUCGGAAUGUUUAGAUCUUUGGAUAGAAAAAAAUGAAGUAUUCCUUAUUCAUUAAUUAAUUAGAUUUGUCCCACUUGUAGAUCUUCCUUAAAUUAUGAAACCCUUAAUAAAUUAACAAACACAGACAAUAAUGAUGAUUGCUUAUAUUAAAAUGCAUCCUCAACUAAACAGAUCAGCAAUUAUUCUUCAUAAAAAAAAAUAAGAUUGUUUGGAGAACACAAAUCAGCCAACUCCCCAGCAGUUCCACUAUGA